This is a messenger RNA of Gadus macrocephalus (Pacific cod), 2895 nucleotides long. Its product is annotated as protein asteroid homolog 1-like. Lineage: Eukaryota; Metazoa; Chordata; Actinopteri; Gadiformes; Gadidae. Gene Ontology annotation, molecular function: nuclease activity. The coding region runs from base 213 to 1937 and encodes 574 amino acids. The record is from RefSeq and is a predicted model, not a curated record. The transcript has 5 exons.
GUGUGUGUGUGUGUGUGUGUGUGUGUGUGUGUGUCAUGUCCUAUCUUGUAGAUGUCAGCAAAGUGAAACCUAAGGAGCCACUCCCAGUGUGUGUGCUGGCGUAUAAAGGAGCUGGGAUCCUCUCUGGGUGAGUCCAGUCGCCACAGAUAGGUAAAGUGAGAACUUCACCAGUCCAGUCUCCCUUAAAGUUAGAGCUCGACCUGUCAGUCACCAUGGGGGUAAAGGGCUUAUCUUCACUCAUAAAGGACAACAGAAGGAUCUCCCCGGACAUCCACUUCAGGGACAGCAAGCUGGUGGUGGAUGGAAACAACCUGAUCUACCACCUCUACUUCUCGUCCAACCUGGACCAGAACCACGGCGGGGAGUACCUGGCCUUCCAGGUGCAGGUCCAGGCUUUCUUCAAGACUCUGGCCGACUAUGAUAUCAAACCGUACGUGGUGAUGGAGGGAGGCAAGGGCACCAGCGACAUCAAACUGGAAACCGUGUUCCGACAGACGCUGAACGAGCUCAAGGUGCCGAUGGUCAAGUGCUUCAGAGAGGCCGACGGCCUGCGGGCUGCCCUGGCCAAAGAGUGGUGCUGCCCGGUUCUGUCCACAGACAGCGACUUCUACAUCUUUGACCUUCCUAGGGGGCUUCUGCACCUGGAUCACUUCAAGUGGCGCGCAGCGGAGACACAUCGUGGCAUCCCCUGCAGGCGAUACACCACGUCCAACUCCUGCACCUUCUUCAACAUCGACCGCCGGCUGCUGCCCGUCUUCGCCUCGCUGGCUGGGAACGACUACCUCAGAGAUGUUAGGUGGGCCAGAUACCUUCCAGCGGGAAUUCCUACAAUCAGCGCCGCUAACCUGGAGGGCCUCCUGUGUUGGCUGAGAGACAAGAAAGGCCAGACGACAAAAGACAUCCUGACAGCAGCGACGAAACUCAUACCCAGCAAGAGUCAACAGGAGCGGACGGAGGCGCUGAAGAUGCUGAAGACGGCCAUGCUGGAGUACGAGCUCCCCAGCUCCUCUCUGCGGGGGUUCUUCAGCGAGGGAACCGUUCCCCCGCUGCCCGCAGGGAUGUUGAUCUUCGUCCCCGACUGGGUCCGCGCGCCCCUGGCCAGAGGAGAGCUGAGCGGUGACGUGUUGGACCUGCUUGUGCACAGGCGGAACAUACUGCGAACCCAGGGGGAGCACAGCGACCUACAGAGCUCCAACCUCACCUCGAAGCACAUCCGGCAGGUGUGGUACGGGCUGCUGCUGGGCCAGAGGGGGGGUGAGGUGCUGGAGGCGGACCGGGUCGGUCUGGAGCUCAUCAGUGACAACGUGCAACCGCUGGUCCAAGGAGCCGCUCAGACGCUGAGGCUGGACUCUCUGCCGCAGGCAGACCGCGCUGUGAGGCUGCGGGUGUGUCUGGAGACGUUGGGCGUGGAGGAAGAGACGCUGGAGGGAGUUCCGGCUCACCUGCGCCUCCCAGUGGCUGUGACCCGCUACUGGCUGAGGAGGGCCAGCCCUGAGCCGACGGUCCUCAAAGCUCUGCUGAUGGUCAUGGUCCAAGGAGAACUGAACCGACAGACAGGAGGGACAACAGGCUGGCAGGGGGAUACCAGCCACAUCUCUCAGCCUCUGGAUUGUGUCGUGGCUCACAGCUUCAACCAAUGGCAGGCCUGCCUGAAGGAUGCCUCCCAGCUCAACCUGCUGCUCUGCAAGCCCCUCCCAGAACCCCACUUCGCCUGGUUGUACCAGGGCAGGCUGGUGCACCAGCGGCAGAAGCAGCUCCAGCAGAGGGAACCAGAGGACAUCGUACAGGACGACCAGUUCAGGAGACUGUACGGGAGGCUCCUGGGAGCAGUGACCCAGCCAGACCCCGGGGCCAACAGGAGAGCUGGGGGGCCUGAGGCCCAGCUGAGGGCCAGCAUGGAGCACCUUCACCUCAACACCCAGGAUGAGGAGGAGUAGGAGUAGGAGGAGGAGGAGGAGUAGGAGGAGGAGGAGGAGGAGGAGGAGGAGGCUCUGGGCGGGGCUGCAGGCCUGGAUCAGGGCUCGGAUGGGCCUUGGGUGGAGGUUAAAAGCAGGAGGAGGAAGCAGUAGAGGGAGGGGUGGGAGUGAGCAGGGGGGGGGGGGGGGGAGGGGCUGAUGGGGCACAGUGUUGGGGUAACGCGUUAGUCAUAUAUUAUAUUAAGCAGCAACAGAGUUAUAAAACCUGUUCUUCAUAUCAUUUUGGUAUUGCAUCUUCAAUAAGAACCUAGGAAGGAAGAAAAAGGAGAGUUGAGAACAGUAAAAGAUUAGAAUAGGAUGUUGCUCCUUUUUCUUCCUUCAUAGGUUCUGUUCUAGCGUGUUGCGGGUACUGGACUGGAUGCCUGGACUCUCCUCAUGGAUAACCGGCCAGAUCCCAUUCACCAUUUUAAUAUGAUGUGCAUGUAUUUACCUGUAUGUCAAUUGUGGCACCCAUUGCACUCCUGACCAUCCCUGGAAGAAGGGAUCCCCUACACUGCGUUUCUUCUCAAGAUUUCUUCCUUGCUGAUUCAAGGGAGUUUUUUCUUGCCCUUGUGGGGGCUUGGGUAAAGGGGGGUGUCGCAAAUAUUUGGCCUGUUAAGCCCUUUGAGACUGUAAUGGUGAUUAAGGGCUACACAAAUAAAAUUGAAUUGAAUUGAAUUGAAUCACAAUAUUAAGCUUGUGGGCUUUUUCUAAGCCUGAAUCAUGAGUUGUGUUUCGGGCUUGUUUAAAAUAAUCGAUUUUCUGAUAAAAACCGAUGUUUAUAUGAUCUGCUGAUCGAUCUUUCAAUGCAACAUAUACAUAUACAGUAUAUGCAUAUAUAUAUAUAUAUAUAUAUAUAUAUAUAUAUAUACAUAUUGUUUUUACUAUGCACUUAUUUACUGCAAUUCAUGAAAUAAAUCAAUAAACUCAGACCAUGUCA